Messenger RNA from Leptosia nina, 3195 nucleotides. The record is from the annotation of a GenBank genome assembly. NCBI's taxonomy places the organism in Eukaryota, Metazoa, Arthropoda, Insecta, Lepidoptera, Pieridae.
AUGAAGGAUCCACCGAAGUGCGAAGAUGUGGCUGACAAACUUGUGAGGCUGUUCGGCUGGAGGCAAACGUACCCGGUGCAGAAGUUGCAGAAGAAUUUGAUACCCAAGCCAACGGAUCGGGGUCCAGAAACAUGGGUUGGGGUACGAGCACUCCGCGCCAGUUCAGGGGGUAUAUUAGACCCAGAUGAUCGUGUUUGUGACGUGGCCGAUGACCGAGAGACUCUAACAGCAGAAUGUACUAAUCAGGCACCGCAGCCAAGGGCAGCACAAGCAGAUGGAGCAAGUGGCUCAUCAGCAGGGACCGCCUCCCCUGAUAUGUUUCGGGGUGGAGGUGGUGUAGGAGGUAGCAUGCGUGUUCCCAACACAGACUCUUGUGUGGAAGUCGGUGCUGCUGACUUAGAAGAUGGUGCUAAUGGUCUACAAGUGCGACGGGGCAGUGAACCCACAUUACACCAGGAUACUCUUCCUCCACAAAUACAGGUUACAGAUCAAACCAAACGUUGGUCGGCGGCAGUGGUGUGUCGGGAUGACCACACACACCGAGCGUUAGAUCGACCUGAACCUCCACAUCCACCAGAUAAACACUCACACUUUCAGAGACAGACCAAUCGCCUCUCCAUGCAAUUCUCUGGACCAGGGAGUGGAGUAUGGAUGGAGGCAGCUGAAAGAGUUCAGAUAUACGGCAGCAAGAGUCUACCGAGAGACGCUAGACGUGAGCCUCUCGGUCAGGACACCACCAGUGAACCUAAUAACAGGGUAGAAGAUAUGCUGCGCUGGGUUUCUGGUGUUAAUAAUGUAGUGAAUGUCCAUCCAGUACAAGAGAGACCGCUAGAUCUAUUACCAGAAGUGCGACCCAGUGAACGCGCCAUAUCCGGAAUGGAGGUGCCAGUGAGUCCUAGCACCAAGGCCACUAAUGGAGCGACGCAGAGCGUCUCCGUGUCACUUGUGAAAGGGGAGAAAGGGCUAGGUUUCACUAUUACUACGCGAGACAAUCCCACCGGCGGACAUUGCCCCAUUUAUAUCAAGAAUAUAUUGCCUAAGGGCGCAGCAGUGACGGACGGUAGAUUACGUGCGGGCGAUAAGCUGCUAUCGGUCAACAGCGUAUCUGUAUCUGGUCUUACGCAGCAACAAGUUGUCGCACUCUUGCGCAACACGCCUACUGAUUCCACAGUUAACAUACUCGUUGAGAGAACGCUGCCUAAUCGGACACAGAGGGUUGAACCUCAACAAAGUCCCACGAAGUACGUAGAAAAGGCGAUAGGGGCGCCACCGAAGCCAGCGGAAUCUGAACGGUCAGUGGAGAACGGCAGAGUAUCAAGCAUCGUCAACGCCAUCAAUGCCAACAGCAAUAGCGCUAACAGUUCUGUCCGAGGAAGGGUUUCCAAGAGCUCUUCGAAAGAUGACCUUAUGAAGGAACAUUCCUUAGAUGUUGCUCUUCAAGAGGCUCUAAAUUCAUCGAAUGGAUCGGUGACGAACCUCCGAAAUCGUCUCAUUCUCCGAUUGGAAGUACCAGUGCACGAGUCAGAGAAAGCGGGCCUCGGUAUCAGCGUCAAGGGCAAAGUCACAGCUACGCCUAAGCCUCACGAUUUGGGAAUCUUUAUCAAAUCCGUGCUGCAUGGUGGUGCGGCGUCUAGAGAUGGAAGAUUACACACAAACGACCAACUUCUCAGUGUGAACGGCGUGUCGCUCGUGGGUCAAUCUAACGCUGAAGCGAUGGAGACGUUAAGGCGUGCGCUGCUGCAUUCGCGGCCAAACCUUCACGGAACGAUCUCUCUUACAAUUGCUAGAAGAACUGACAGUAUGGACAGCCUGGCGAGGUGGAAGGACGACACUCCGCCGAACGGCAACGACACGACAAACAGCAACGAGAACUCGCAGAAUUUCAACACAGUCAUCUACAACAGCGACAAGGAGAACAAACCCAUCGACAUACAGAACAACAACUACGACAAGAAACAUACAUCCGUCAUCACGAUUAACAACAACAGCUGGAUAUCCAAUCAAUCGGACGACAGCAAAGGUUAUCUAGAAAGGGACAAAGAUACGAUACCACACGAUAGCAAGCGAGAUAGCUUUGAGUGGAGCCGGUUGGACGGUUGGAAUCCAGUGAUAGACAGAUUGACGGGUUUGAGGAACGAGAGCUACUAUAUGGCGACUCAAAUGGAUGCUCCAGCGAAUGGGCAUCUAAGGCAUAACAUGGGACAUGUGCAUAUGUCCCGAUCGCCGCCUGCGCAUCAUAAUGUCAUUAUUGAAGAGGAUUAUGGUACUAGGGGCAGUGUCGGUGGCGAGUCAGGCAGUGAAUGCGGCGCAGGCGCAGGUACGAAUGGAGCCGGUUUCAGUCGCGACGCAGUAGGACGGCGUUCGAUGUCCGAGAAAAGGCAUGCUGCACUGGACGCUAAAACUACGGGGACUUACAAGAAGAUAAAAGAAAUUAAAGCGAGUGCUGUACCAGUGGGCCCAUCGUUGGGAAUGCGAAAGUCAUCUAGUCUAGAGUCUUUACAGACAGCCAUACAUGAGAAGCAAAGGAAUCCUCGCAACGAACCGAUCUAUGCGCGAGCGCACCCACCGUUGAAACAUUGGCUGACCGACGACAACAACGCCCCGGAGAUCAUCCGCGGUUCUCCGCAGCAAUCGUCGCUCUCCACCAAGAAACCCUCCUUGCUCAAGUCUUUGUCCACCAUGUUCAGGAUCGGAAAACCUCAUAAGAAAGAGAACGACGUGUACGGGAGGUCGACACCGGCCAGGUCUUCAGAGAAGUCGUUGUCGCGGGACGCACUAGAGAGGCACAAUAGAAUCGACGAGCGGAUAGAAGACGCGCAGUUACAUAGGGAGGAACUUCGUGCGAGACAGACAAGCGAACGAAGCACGCGAUCCGAGCGACGCAAUGCACCCGCCAUACAGGCAAUGGAGAGCGCAUGGGGCCCAACAGGGCAUUACGUCAACUACGAAGAAAUUCAACAGAACUUGAACGCUCGCAGGGAGAAGCUAAGCGAAGUUCAAAUCGGCCAAAUGAGGAGACAGGUGCACGCGCAGAGGGCCAAAGCUGAGGAAGAAAGCCGUCGCGUCGGUGUCUCCAGCGUCAGUCAUUCCCAGCGCUCCUGUAGAGAUCGCGAGCUACCACGACCGCAUUCCAAUUACUACGAAUAUGAAGCCGCACCGCCCCGGAGGCCUGGAAAACUCUCGCAUUAUCACUAG